AUGAAAGGUAGGAAAACACAAAAUCAGAUUAGAACUCUAGCAACAGAAGGAGGGACUAUACUGAAGACUGCAGACUCUAUAGAAGCUGAAAUUGUGGGAUACUACAAGAGAUUACUAGGCUCCAGUACCCAGGAACUUCAUGCUAUCAAUCCUGGAGUUAUGCAAGGGGGAUCAAUGCUAAGUAGAAGUCAACAAUUGCAGCUCAUAGCACCAUUUACUAGAGAAAAUGUAUCUCAAGCCUUGAAUGGGAUAGAUGAUUCAAAAGCCCCAAGUAGAGAUGGUUUUAAUUCCCGCCUCUUUAAAAAAUCUUGGAAUGUGCUUGGUGAUGAAGUAACAGAUGCAGUAAAAGGCUAUGGUAGAAGGGGCAUAUCUCCUAGAUAUAUGGUCAAGAUUGACAUGCAAAAAGCAUAUGAUUCCAUUGAAUGGGUGUUCCUGGAACAAGUACUAUCAGGCCUUAACUUUCUAGAAAAGUUUGUCAAAUGGAUCAUGAGUUGCAUCAGCACAGUUACAUACUCCAUUAUUAUCAAUGGUAGCCCAACCCCUCCUUUUACUGCUAAGAGAGGGAUAAGACAAGGUGACCUUAUGUCACCUUUUCUUUUUGUACUGGCAAUGGAGUAUCUAACAAGGUUACUGAGAACUUUGAAGAGCAAACCAAACUUUAACUAUCACCCAAUGUGUGAGAAGCUAAGAAUAGCCAAUCAAAGCAAAAGCUGUGCCUAUUUUGGAGGAGUACCAGAGGGAGUUCAACAGGAUAUUCUGCAGACUCUUGGAUUUAGCAGGGGGAAUUUACCAUUCAGAUAUCUUGGGAUUUUCCCACUCCCAAAGAAAAUUAUUAAAAGAUUGAGACAAUAUGUAAAAAGUUUCUAUGGACAGGAGAAACUGAAGGCUGCAAUUGUCAAACACUUGUGGAACUUACACAAGAAAAAGGAUAGACUAUGGAUCCAAUGGGUACACACAUAUUACAUACAAAGAAGGCAAGUUUGGUCUGUUAAUGCUAAACAAGCCUCAUGGCUGAUCCAAAAGAUUAUUCAAGUUGCAAAGUACCUGAAUGAGGCCGCCUUGAACAUUGAACAGGAGCUUAAUACAGAGAAAUACUCCAUCAGAGAUGUCUACAACAAAUUGAGAGGAGAUUUUCCAAAAAUAUCUUGGAAAAGGAAAGGAACUGCAGAGUAUUUAACCAGAAGAAAAGGAGAAUGGAAGACAUCACACGAUUGA
Nicotiana tabacum (common tobacco) is the source of this 1215-nucleotide messenger RNA. The record is from RefSeq and is a predicted model, not a curated record. NCBI's taxonomy places the organism in Eukaryota, Viridiplantae, Streptophyta, Magnoliopsida, Solanales, Solanaceae.